Molecule: messenger RNA, 1269 nt
Organism: Triticum turgidum subsp. durum (durum wheat)
Lineage: Eukaryota; Viridiplantae; Streptophyta; Magnoliopsida; Poales; Poaceae
Source: the annotation of a GenBank genome assembly
AUGACAUGCCUGCUCGUGCCGGCUGUCGCAUGCGCUGCCCGCGCCCCCGCCGGACAUAAAACCACCGGCCACGGUCACCAGCAGCCCAAGAUAGGAGUCACGCGUGGCGUGAGAAGCAAGGUGUCUGCCGCCAGGGCCGGAAUGGACGGCGGCGCUCCCCCGGCCAUCGCACCGGACGCCGUCAUCAACCUCGAGCUCGGCGACCCGACCAUGUACGAGGCGUUCUGGAGGGAGGUCGGGGAGCGGGCGGCGGUGGCGAUCCCGGGGUGGUCCGGGAUGAGCUACUUCUCCAAUGCCCAGAGCCUCUGCUGGUUCCUCGACCCGGAGUUCGAGCGCGAGGUCCGCCGCGUCCACCGCCUCGUCGGCAACGCCGCGGUUGACGACGGCUACCACCUCGUGGUCGGCACCGGCGCCACCCAGCUCUUCCAGGCGGCCAUGUACGCCCUGUCUCCCGCCGGCGCCCAACGGCCCGUCGGCGUCGUCUCGCCGGCGCCCUACUAUUCGUCGUACCCGCCGCAGACGGACCUCCUGCUCUCGGGUUUCUACCGGUGGGCCGGCGACGCCAACGCCUUCGACGGCGAUGCCCACAUCGAGCUGGUCUGCUCGCCCAACAACCCCGACGGCGCCAUCCGCGAGGCCGUCCUGAGCUCCGAGUCCAGCAAGGCGAUCCACGACCUGGUGUACUACUGGCCCCAGUACACGCCCAUCACCGGCGCCGCCGCCCACGACAUCAUGCUCUUCACCAUGUCCAAGGUCACCGGCCACGCCGGCGCCAGGCUCGGGUGGGCGCUCGUCAAGGACCGCGACGUGGCCAAGAAGAUGGUCUACUUCGUGGACCGGAGCACCAUCGGCGUGUCCAAGGACUCGCAGGUCCGCGCCGCCAAGAUCCUCGCGGUGGUCUCCGACGCCUACGGCCCCGGCGAGGACGACACGCGGCUCCGCCUCUUCGACUUCGCGCGGCGGCGCAUGGGGGAGCGCUGGCGGGUCCUGCGCGCCUCCGUGGCGGCCACCGGCGCCUUCAGCCUCCCGGAGGAGACCGCCGGCUACUGCAACUUCACCAAGCAAACCGUGGCAGCUUACCCCGCGUUCGCGUGGCUGCGCUGCGAGAAGGCUGGCGUGGAGGAAUGCGCCGAGUUCCUGCGCGGCCACAGCAUCGUGGCGCGGGGCGGGGAGCAGUUCGGGGGAGACGCCAGGUGCGUCAGGGUCAACAUGCUGGACAGGGACAGUGUGUUCGACGUGCUCAUACAGCGCCUCUCCUCCAUAACAUGA